Molecule: messenger RNA, 1526 nt
Organism: Nylanderia fulva
Lineage: Eukaryota; Metazoa; Arthropoda; Insecta; Hymenoptera; Formicidae
Source: RefSeq, a predicted model, not a curated record
AAUUACAAUGAAUUAAGUAAAUAUAAAUUUAAAAAAUUAAUACAAAUGUCUAUUUGUCACUAUACCGUUCCGCUGUUCCGCGGAAAUUGUGCUCCAUGUAAUAUAAGGAGAAACAAACUCGCGGAACGACCGCAUCAAAAUCUGUUGUCAAUGAAUUGCUGUGUUAUAUGGAUCCAAACUUGAUGUUGAUGAUUAUUAUAAAGUAUCUCAUACGAUCAAGGAAUGAACCGAUGAGAUAUGCUGAGAUAAGAAAAAAAGUUAUUUCAAUGUUUUAUUUGUAUUUGCGUUAUAAAAAAUUGCAAGACAAAAAAGACCGUGCAAUGUGGGUACGGCCUAUUUUUAUGCAGAGAAGAAGACUUCUGCAAGGUGCCAGCGACAAUCUAGUUGUGGAAAUGCGAUUGACAGAUCCGGAAAAAUAUUUCAAUUACUUCAGAAUGUCACCAACAAUAUUUAACGAAUUACUCAAUAUUGUUGGUCCACUAAUUGAAAAACAACAUGUAGUUCGAAAACCAAUACCAGCCAGAACAAGAUUAGAAGUGACUCUACGAUGGUUGGCAUCUGGCGAUAGCAUGACAUCGCUAUCGUACGCUUUUCGCAUUGCCCAAUGUACGCUAUCACAAAUUAUUCCGGAAACAUGUCAAGCAAUUUGGAUCUCUUUACAGGAGAAAGUUAUGAUUGACCCGACUGAAGAAAACUGGAAUACAAUUGCAAGAGACUUUGAAGCAAUAUGCCAAUUUCCAAACUGCAUAGGCGCUAUCGAUGGAAAGCAUGUCAUAAUUCAGGCACCGCCUUGUAGUGGUUCGUGCUACUACAACUAUAAAGGAAAUCACAGCAUAAAUCUGCUCGCAGUAAGUGAUGCCAAGAACCGCUUCGUCAUUGUUGAUAUUGGAGCUGAAGGAAGGCAAAGCGACGGAGGCGUUUUUGAAAACAGUGGAUUACCAUAUAUACUUGAAACAAAUGCUCUUCAUAUCCCUCUACCAAGGCGUUUGAAUGAUACAGAUUUGGAAUUUCCGUACGUUUUGCUGGGAGAUGAGGCUUUUCCUUUGAGCACAUAUAUGAUGCGACCAUAUCCUCGUAGUGGGCGACUAAAUAUUAGUAGAAAAAUUUUCAAUUACCGCUUGAGUCGAGCAAGGAGAACUGUUGAAUGUGCUUUUGGGAUUUUGGUUGCAAGAUGGAGAAUAUAUCGUCAACCUAUUAUUGCAAACACAUCUACUGUCGUAAAAGCUGUGCAGGCAACGAUUGUCUUGCAUAAUUUUAUUAUUAAUAAGGAAAUGGAAGUAGAACUUGCAGAAAGAAGAUACAGUAAUAUACAAGAACAUGACUUUCUGGCUACAAGUAAUGGACUUAGACGUGCAAGUUAUACAAAUUCUUCACAAAGGUCUAUAACAAUGAAAAUUCGAGACAACUUUACUUAUUAUUUUGAGCAUGUCAAUCCUUUAUCGUGGCAAUUGGACAAAGUUCUAAAUAACGACUUUUGACACAUUAUGUAUAAAUUAUAAGUUUUAAAUAUUACGUAAUGACUUGAA